Molecule: messenger RNA, 1759 nt
Organism: Cynara cardunculus var. scolymus (artichoke)
Lineage: Eukaryota; Viridiplantae; Streptophyta; Magnoliopsida; Asterales; Asteraceae
Product: 2,3-dimethylmalate lyase
Exons: 8
Coding region: 74-1555 (493 amino acids)
Molecular function (GO): catalytic activity
Source: RefSeq, a predicted model, not a curated record
GUAUAGAUAUGUAAUUAUCAAACAUACGUAAACCAAUCUCUGACGUCUACACUCUCGACCACCGAGAGACAGCAUGAAUAUGUCCACCGUCUGCCACCACCAACCUCAUCCGUCAUCGCCGGUUAACUUCAUUUCUAAUUCCAAAGCUUUUACACUUCCUAGAAACUCGAUUCAUCCGAUUAUUGCCAAGAACAUCGUUCCUUGUGAUCAUCUAUCGAAAUCACAGCGAUCAAUUCACACUAAUUCCGUAAUUGCAUGCUCUUAUGGAGGAAACAGAGAGGCGUACGACACAACUGCAGAGUCUUCCCCGGCGAAGAAGCUCCGGCAACUACUUGAUUCUCCUGGAAUUCACCAGGGGCCUGCUUGUUUCAAUGCUCUCAGUGCGAAGCUUGUAGAAAGAGCUGGUUUUCAAUUCUGCUUCACGACUGGUUUUGGAAUAUCGGCUGCUCGAUUAGGUUUGCCAGACACUGGACUAAUUUCUUAUGGAGAAAUGGUGGAUGAAGGAAAACAAAUUACUGAAGCUGUGUCCAUUCCCGUGAUAGGUGAUGGGGAUAAUGGAUAUGGAAAUGCCAUGAAUGUGAAGAGAACUAUUAAGGGAUAUAUUAAAGCAGGAUUUGCAGGAAUACUUCUUGAAGACCAGGUGUCUCCAAAAGCUUGUGGUCAUACACAAGGCAGGAAAGUGGUAUCUAGAGAGGAAGCUGUGAUGAAGAUAAAAGCAGCAGUUGAUGCUCGGAAAGAAAGUGGCUCCGAUAUCAUUAUUGUAGCCAGAACAGAUUCUCGUCAAGCGUUGUCCAUAGAAGAAGCACUCUGGAGAUCACUGGCUUUUGCGGAUGCUGGAGCUGAUGUCCUUUUUAUCGAUGCACUUGCUUCAAGAGAAGAGAUGAAAGCAUUCUGUGAAAUCUCGCCUCAAGUUCCUAAAAUGGCCAAUAUGCUUGAAGGUGGAGGCAAAACACCAAUACUCACUCCUCUAGAACUAGAGGAUAUUGGAUAUAAACUUAUAGCCUAUCCUCUUUCCUUGAUGGCCGUAUCUAUCCGGGCAAUGGAGGAUGCAUUGGUAGCCAUUAAGGGAGGGCGUGUGCCUUCUCCCGGAAGCAUGCCAUCAUUUGAAGAAGUUAAAGAUAUCCUGGGUUUCAACACCUAUUACGAAGAAGAAAAACGUUAUUCUACUAAAAGCAGUCGAUUUGUAUGGCAAACAGGUAGCAGCAACCCUUACAGUAUCCAACGUAAGGGUCAAGAUAAUACAGAGCAAACAGGUCAAGGUCCAACCGAGCCUGUUGUUGAACUGGUAAAUCCAGAUACAUACGAUACAAAGAAUCCUUUCUCAGGAAUCUGGUCUCAUACGUUGAGAGUCAAAAUCAUUGGGCGGGAUGGCUUUGAAAAACUUGAUGUCCGAAUUCCUGCCGGUUUUCUGGAUGGCAUCACAAAUAUCGUCCCAGCUUUGGGAGGUGUAAACAUCAAGGAGCUGUUAGAUAAUGCAUCAUUUGAAGUCGGAGGAAAGCUCUUGCUAGAUUUUAACGACUCAAUGGGCGACAGGAUUCAAGUCUUUCUGGAGUAAAAUCCGUUUUCAUUAUACUUCGCAGAAAAACCCACCUUCUUUCAUCUUAUAUUACAAUCACAAUUUCCCAUUAUUCUGAUCGGAUUAUAUACUUGUGUUCUUGCUUUGCAACUGGUCAAAUUCUUAAGUCUUAUUUCAGGUGCAAUUGUACAAAUUUAUAGAACUGAAAAAUACAAAUAUACACGAAGGACAUGAAUAUUGAAG